This is a messenger RNA of Syngnathoides biaculeatus (alligator pipefish), 6208 nucleotides long. RefSeq names its product mediator complex subunit 14 (gene med14). Lineage: Eukaryota; Metazoa; Chordata; Actinopteri; Syngnathiformes; Syngnathidae. Gene Ontology annotation, molecular function: transcription coregulator activity. Gene Ontology annotation, biological process: regulation of transcription by RNA polymerase II. Bases 1465 to 5766 code for a protein of 1433 amino acids. Gene Ontology annotation, cellular component: core mediator complex; mediator complex. The transcript is spliced from 30 exons. The record is from RefSeq and is a predicted model, not a curated record.
AAAUCAUCAAGUGAACGGAAAGUGCUUUGAACUGCUCUUCAGUCCCGAAUCUUGGGACGGUCCGCCUCCGUGGUUUGCCUCGCACCGGACUGCGAGCUCAGCCCACCGCACGCUCAGGUUGCGUUCAGCGACACAUAAAGGACUUCAAGCAUGGCUGUUUCAGCAUGAGCGGAAUGAACGGACAAGUGAACCUCAGACCAACAGGACCCGCUCAGAUAAAUGUUGCCCACUCGACAUUGUGAAAGGGGGACCCCUCCAUCCUCUCUCAAAUUGGGGUUUCGAGUUUUGCCUUGUCUGAUUCAGAGCGUUUAGGUCGGGGGGUGUCGUCAAUUUUUAUUUACCAAGUGAAGGGCUAUUAAAACCUACGAGAAUGACGUCAUUAAGAGUUUCAAAUAAUCUAGACUUCAUUACAAACCCCCCCCCCCCCCAGAAAAAAAGUCGUUUCUGAACAGUUACCUUUUGUUACCGGUAAUAUGCAACUAAUAGCCUGAAAAUACAUUCCAAUUUUAAACAACUGCCAUUUGUGUCGUGUUCCCUGUUGUAUAGUAAUGGUUACAUCAGGUAUCAGCCUUUUCAAAAUAUUUACCCUUCUUGGAGGCAUCAUUAAUUUUUUUUUUUUUUAAGCCCAAGAAAAUGGCAAAGACGCGUGUGGAGUGCUAAUUCUUUAAAUGCUUACUGAUCUGAGUGCUUAGGCGAUUUGCUGACGUCAGUCACCAUGAGGUUUAUUCCGUUACAUUUUUGGGGGAUUUUUAUUUGCCCCCCUGUACAAAACACGUGGAACUGUUUAAUAUUGUAUUGAUAAACAUUUGCACUCUGUUUGCGCAAUAUGUUGAGGCACGUUUCAAUGAAAAACCUCAUUAAAAUGAGCGUCUGAGCAAUGCAUAUUCCAAACUUUGUUAAAUUGGAAUCCUAUCCUAGCCGAGGAUGUGCACUUUUGAAGCUCAGUUAUCCGAAAAUCAAUCAAAUGAAACGAAGGCGCUGUAUAAACAAAUCUUGCUGAAAUCGAUUUGAAGUAUGAAAAUGAGCCAUUUGAGUGUGGCAAGCAGAAGCGCCUCGACGUGUUCCGUUCUUCCCGGUUUCUUGAGCGACUGACUCCUCGUCCCGGAAGGCUCCUGUUUGGGUUUUCUCCUCAACCGGCAAACCGGCAAACCGCCAAAGAGCCAAAGAGGCAAAGAGCCAAAUUAGCAAAGAUGGCGGCCAAGCAGCAUUGAAUCCGUUCCCGCAGCGCGAUUGCACCUUUUGCUGUUUUUCAAAACCUUUCCCGUAGAGGUUUCUUCAGUCGAUCGCGGAGAGAAAUGUAGUUAGGCCGGUCCCGAGCGCUUUCCUCCCGGAUUUUGGCCGCCGCAAGCCCGCAGUCUCUCGUUUUAGCGCCGGUCGAGCCUCGCCUCGGCUCGCCUCGGCUCGCCUCGCCUCGCCCCGCCGCCCGCUCGCUCGCUCGCUCGUCGCAGUCGUCAGCCUUGGAAAAUGGCCCCGGUGCAGAUAGCCGCCGACGGCCAGUUGGUGCCGCUCGGCGGCCCGGUGGUCUCGGGUCCCCAGCCGCCGGCCCCCGGAGCCCUGGCCCCGCACGGGAUCCGGCUGAGUGUGCUGAUCGACUUCCUCCUGCAGAGAACCUACCAUGAAAUCACGCUGCUGGCGGAGCUACUUCCCAGGAAAACGGACAUGGAGAGGAAAAUCGAGAUUGUCCAGUUUGCGAGUCGUACCCGGCAGCUAUUUGUGCGCCUCCUGGCCCUGGUGAAGUGGGCAAGCAACGCGGGGAAGGUGGAGAAAUGUGCUAUGAUCUCCAGCUUCCUGGAUCAGCAGACCAUCCUGUUCGUGGACACGGCGGACCGCCUCGCGUCGCUCGCCCGAGACGCCCUGGUUCACGCGCGCCUGCCCAGCUUCGCCAUCCCCUUCGCCAUCGACGUCCUCACGACGGGUUCCUACCCGCGCUUGCCCACCUGCAUACGGGAUAAAAUCAUUCCUCCUGACCCCAUCACCAAAGUUGAGAAAGUGAGCACGCUGAACCAGCUGAAUCAGAUCCUGCGACACCGCCUCGUCACCACAGACCUGCCCCCGCAGUUGGCUAACCUCACUGUCGCUAACGGCCGCGUGAAGUUUCGAGUGGAGGGAGAAUUUGAGGCCACGCUGACGGUGAUGGGCGACGACCCGGAUAUUCCCUGGAGACUGCUGAAGUUAGAGAUUCUGGUGGAGGACAAGGAAACCGGUGAUGGCCGAGCUUUGGUGCACAGUCUGCAGGUCAACUACAUCCACGAGCUUGUGCAAGCGCGCCUGUGUGCAGAUGAGAAACCGCUGCAGGACAUGUACAACUGCUUGCACUCCUUCUGUCUCUCGCUGCAGCUGGAGGUCCUCCACUCCCAGACCUUGAUGCUUGUCAGAGAGCGUUGGGGGGACCUGGUGCAGGAGGAGCGAUACGUGCCUGCGAAAUACCUCACCCUCACUGUCUGGAACCAGCAGGUGCUCGGUAGGAAAACGGGAACGGCCUCUGUGCAUAAAGUCACAAUCAGGAUUGACGAAUCGGACGGAUCGAAGCCGCUGCAGAUCUCGCACGAGCCCCCCCUCCCUGCGUGCGACUCCAAAUUGACGGAGAGAGCACUGAAAAUUGACCACCUGUCUGUGGAGAAGCUUCUCAUCGACAGCGUUCACGCGCGCUCCCACCAGAAGUUGCUGGAGCUGAAGGCCGUUCUGAAGGGCAGUAAUCCGAGCGACAGCUCGUUCAUCGAAAGCGCUCUCCCCACUCUGGUCAUUCCCAUCCUGGAGCCCUGCGGUCGCUCGGAGUGCCUGCACAUCUUUGUGGACUUGCAUUCCGGCAUGCUGCAGCCAAUGCUGUACGGAUUAGAUCAAUCAAUGCUGGAUGACAUUGAGAAAACUGUCAACGACGACAUGAAGCGCAUCCUGUCUUGGCUUCAGCAACUCAAAUUCUGGCUCGGUGAGCAGCGCUGCAGGCAGUCGGUCAAGCACCUCCCCACCGUGUGCACCGACGUCCUCCACCUUUCAAACGCUGCGUCGCACCCUGUCGGGAAUUUGUGCAAGCACAAGCUCUUCGUCAAACUCACGCGUCUUCCUCAGUACUACAUUGUGGUGGAAAUGCUCGAUUUGCCAAGCAAUCCGACGGCGUUGCAGUACAAGUACUCCGUCCUGUUUGUGACUCAGCUGGAAGGUGACGACGGACCCGUGUGCGCGCAGCUCCUGCAGCAUUUCAAGCCCAACCUGGAACACCUCGUCCAAGACACCAUGUCGACGCGAACCCAUCGGCCCGUCUCCAAGAGAAAGAUGACUGGAGAGCAGGCUGAGACGGAGCCAAAGAAGCCCAAGCGGUCAGGGGAGAUGAGUGCCUUCAACAAGGAGUUGGCGCAUCUGGUGGCCAUGUGCGACACCAACAUGCCUUUUGUCGGCCUCAGAACCGAGCUGUCCAACAUGGAGAUCCCCAACCAAGGCGUUCAAGUGGAAGGCGACGGCAGCAGUCACGCCAUCCGCCUGCUUAAGAUCCCUCCCUGCAAAGGUGUUGGAGAGGAGACCAGAAGAGCUUUGGAGCGUUCCCUCCUGGACUGCACCUUCCGCCUCCAGGGCAGGAACAACCGAACGUGGGUGGCCGAGCUGGUCCUGGCCAACUGCCCCCUCAACAGCACCAACAGCAAAGAGCAAGCCUCCACGCGGCACGUGUACCUCACCUACGAGAACCCGCUGUCAGAGCCGGUGGGUGGGCGCAAAGUGGUUGAAAUGUUCCUCAAUGACUGGAGCGCCAUCAGUCAGCUGUACCAGUGUGUGCUUCACUUUUCUCGGGCACUGCCAGAGCUGCCGUCGUACUUGGCCCUGUUCUCGGAGGUGCGGCUGUACAACUUCCGGAAGCUGAUCCUGUGCUACGGCAGCACCAAAGGCAGCUCCGUCACCCUCCAGUGGAACUCCAACAGCCAACGCUUCCACCUGGCCCUCGGCACCGUCGGGCCCAACUCGGGUUGCUCCAACUGCCACAACAUCAUCCUCCACCAGCUGCAAGAGAUGUUCAACAAGAGCCCCAACGUCAUUCAGCUUUUGCAGGUCCUUUACGACACGCAGGCCCCUCUGAACGCCAUCAACAAGCUCCCCACCGUGCCCAUGCUGGGCCUGACCCAGCGCACCAACACCGCCUACCAGUGCUUCUCCAUCCUGCCCCAGUCGCCGACGCAUAUCCGGCUGGCCUUUCGCAACAUGUACUGCAUCGACAUCUACUGCCGCAGCCGCGGCGUGGUGGCCAUCAGGGAUGGAGCGUACAGCCUCUUCGACAACACCAAGAUUGUGGAAGGCUUUUACCCGGCUCCUGGACUCAAAACCUUCCUGAGCAUGUUCGUGGACGGCAACCAGGACGCCCGCAGACGUUCGGUCAACGAAGACGACAACCCGCCGUCGCCGGUGGGCGCCGACGUGAUGGAUACGCCCGUGAGCCAGCUGCAGGCUCAGCCCCAAACCCUGAGGGCGGCCGGCGGCGGCGUGUACCCGCCGCUCACGUCGCCGCCGCCAAACUACCACGCCAACGUCACGCCUUCGCCAUCCAUGAUGCCCACGCAAUCGCCAGGGACCAUCCAUGCCUCUGGCUCCCCUAGCGGAGCGCUGAGGGCUCCCUCUCCUUUCGGUCCCACCCCGUCUCCAUCUUCUCUGGGCAUAGCCAUGGGUCAGACGAGCUUUGCCAGCCCCCACGGUGCUCUGGACCCCAGCUCUCCGUACGCCAUGGUGUCUCCGAGCCACAGGGGCCAGUGGCCGGGCUCGCCGCAGGUCUCCGGUCCUUCCCCGGGGGCCAGGAUCCACGGCAUGUCCCCCGGGAACCCGUCGCUGCACUCGCCGCUCCCCGAUCCCCACUCGCCGCGUGCCGGAAGCGGUUCGCAACUCAUGCCCAGCAGCAUGCCUCCACCCCGCAAGCUACCCCAGCGUCCCUGGGCCGCCUCCAUCCCCACCAUCCUGACCCACAACGCGCUGCACGUUCUUCUGCUGCCCUCGCCCACGCCGUGUCUGGUGCCGGGCCUGGCGGGCAGCUACCUUUGCUCGCCGCUGGAGCGCUUCUUGGGUUCGGUCAUCAUGAGGCGGCACCUGCAGCGGAUCAUCCAGCAGGAAGCCAACCUCUCCAUCGUCAACUCCAACGAGCCCGGCGUCAUCAUGUUCAAGACCGACGUGCUCAAGUGCCGCGUGGCUCUCAACCCAAAGAACUAUCAGACGCUGCAGCUCAAGGUCACGCCGGAGAACGCGGGUCCUUGGUCCCAGGAGGAACUUCAGGUGCUGGAGAAGUUCUUUGAGAUGCGGGUUGCCGGCCCCCCCUUCAAGUACAACACUUUGAACGCCUUCACGAAGCUCCUGGGGGCCCCCACGCACAUCCUGCGGGACUGCGUGCGCAUCAUGAAGCUGGAACUGUUCCCGGACCAAGCCGGCCAGCUGAAGUGGAACGUCCAGUUCUGCCUGACCAUACCUCCCAGCGCCCCUCCCAUCGCGCCGCCCGGUACCAUCGCCGUGGUCCUCAAGUCCAAGAUGCUCUUCUUCUUGCAGCUGACCCAGCGCGUGGCGGUGCCGCAGGAGCCCCUGAGCAUCAUCGUGCCCAUCGUGUACGACAUGGCGUCGGGCCUGACGCAGCAGGCCGACAUCCCCCGGCAGCACAGCUCUUCCGGGGCGGCGGCGCUCAUGGUCUCCAACAUCCUGAAGAGGUUCAACGAGAUGCACCCCGCCAGACAGGGGGAGUGCACCAUAUUCGCGUCCGUCCACGAGCUGAUGGCCAGCCUCACUUUGCCGCCCGGCACGCGCCAGUGAAGGGACGACGAGGAAUCGCUCGCCGCCCUUACCGGGACGAAGGCCGCAUCCGACGUCCGUCGUUUCGGCCGCCGUCGACCGCAAUGUGUCGGUUGCUGUGAUUUACCGCUUUAAGAUGAGCACAUAAGGUAUAUUUUGAAUAUGAAUCUUAUUUUUCCCCUUAACGGGGGGCACUUGUAAACAGAAUAUUAUGUAUUGAAAUGACAUUUGUUUACAAAAACAUGUACAUUGUUGUAUAUUUGAGUAGCCUUUGUGCUGAUGUCACGAAGGUUGAUGAUGUGAGGAAUCAUGAGCUAGUCCUUGGUCUUGUGUCAAGACCUCCGUCUGCAUUUGAUGACAUCCACAAGUGCGACUCGCCGCAUUUGAUCACGACGGGCGCAUUUGAUCCGCUGUGUCCGACCGAUCGUGCUAUUCAAUAAAGCAAAGCCUGGAGGAUCUUAAA